UUCUCCGUUGCCAGGGCAGCCGCGUCCUGCAGAUCGCCGAGCUGCGGAUCCCGGGCCCGGGACGGGGCAGGCGGAUCAUGUUCGCCUUUGUCCGCUUCCUAGAAGAUAACGUGUGUUACGCUCUGCCUGCGGCCCGGGUCCGAGACUUUCAACCAAGCUGUGCAGAGGAUUUCGAUAACCGGAAGGUGUACGCAGUGUACCGAAGUACAGAGGAGGAGGCCGGCAAGAGCGGGGCCCCGCAGCGGGCACAGAUCCUGGCACUCGCAGAAAACAAAAGUGAUCUGGAAAAUAGAGUAAUGCAGAAAAAAAUCAAAAUCCCCAAGCUGUGUCUGAACUCUUCAGAUGAUUCAUGGGAGUUUAAAGAGUAUGAAGAUGAGGAUGAUUCUGAGCACAGACACAGUAAGAGACCAGAUGGAAGAAAGCACAUGGAAGGAACCCACAAAAGCAUAGAAGCUGUUGUGGCACGGCUUGAGAAACAGAAUGGUGGGGUUCCCUCUCACACCUCCAACUGUGAUGAAGCCUUUUUGGAGUGCCAAGCCAUAGGUCACAUGGACAGACUGGAUGAGGCAUUAGUUCCCAGAGUACUGUAUGAGGAGUUACUGAGGAGUUACCAGCAGCAGCAAGAGGAGAUGAGACAUAUUCAGCAUGAGCUAGAAAGGACUCGGAGGCAGCUGGUUCAGCAGGCAAAAAAGCUAAAAGAUUAUGGGACAUUAGUCACAGAAGUAAAAGAGCUCCGAGUUCUCAACAGGAGGCUUCAGGAUGUGCUGCUGCUAAGGCUUGGAAGUGUCUCUCCCUGGAGUUACAGACCCAAUGGAGUUCAUGGCUCCUCUCAGGUGGUGAUAGGACAGGAAAAUCUGGAAACCAACAGAAGUGAAGGUCCCGCCAUCGAGUUUGAGAGUGAAAAGUUAGAAUGUCGCGAACCUCAACCUGAAACCGAAACACAGAAAAUGAAGCGUGAAGAGGCAAAUACGUCAUCUUUCUACCCCACACCUGCUCCUGUACUAGACAAAUAUAUUUUAGAAAAUGGAAAGGUCCACCUAGGCAGUGGCGUAUGGGUAAACGAGGAGAAAUGGCACCAGCUUCAAGCAACGCAAGGAGACUCCAAGUACACAAAGAACCUUGCGGUUAUGAUCUGGGGCACUGAGGUCCUGAAAAACCGUAGCGUCACCGGAGUGGCCACCAAGAAAAAGAAGGAUGCAGUCCCGAAGCCACCACUAUCACCUCACAAACUAAGUGUUGUCAGAGAAUGUAUGUACGACAGAAUAGCACAAGAGACAAUGGAUGAAAAUGAAAUUGCACAAAGGCUGUCCAAAGUCAACAAAUAUAUCUGUGAGAAGAUCAUGGAUAUUAAUAAAUCAUGCAAAAAUGAAGAGAGACGAGAGGCAAAAUACAGUGUGCAAUAAACCUUGGCAUUUGUCUGAGGUCUGAGUGUUUUGAGCUUUCUUUUUUUUUGCCAUCAUUCCGAUAAUCACAAAAUAUUUCUGGAGUGUGCGUUUUUUUUUUUUUUCUCUAUUGCAUAGCGAUAACCAAAAUAAAGGGUUACGUACAUUUUGGAUGACAGAUAUGUAUAGCUGCGUUUUCCGUGCACGAUGGAUUUACGGGCAGUCUGUGCUAGUAAAAGCAACUGGAAAACACUGUUUUAUGUGACUCAGCGGUCCAAAUAUCUGCCUCAGCUUUUAUGAAACUUUUGCUUUUUACUUUUUUUUUUUUUGUAAAUUAUUUUAUUAUAAAUACUGCCAAAUUUAACGCUUUGC
Messenger RNA from Spea bombifrons (plains spadefoot toad), 1754 nucleotides. It is a transcript of the gene BEND5, whose product is annotated as BEN domain containing 5. Bases 78 to 1403 code for a protein of 441 amino acids. The record is from RefSeq and is a predicted model, not a curated record. NCBI's taxonomy places the organism in Eukaryota, Metazoa, Chordata, Amphibia, Anura, Pelobatidae. Gene Ontology annotation, molecular function: DNA binding. The transcript has 7 exons. Gene Ontology annotation, biological process: negative regulation of DNA-templated transcription.